Molecule: messenger RNA, 2228 nt
Organism: Telopea speciosissima
Lineage: Eukaryota; Viridiplantae; Streptophyta; Magnoliopsida; Proteales; Proteaceae
Product: cyclic nucleotide-gated ion channel 4
Exons: 7
Coding region: 94-2208 (704 amino acids)
Source: RefSeq, a predicted model, not a curated record
UCUCCAAGCUCAUCUCUCUCUCUCUCUCUCUCUCUCUCUCUCUCUCUCUCUCUCUCUCUGGUAUUGAUAAUUUUGAUGAUGCUCUGAGACGCCAUGGCGAGUGACGAUGAAACCUCACAUACAUCGGAUAUGGGAAAUGAAGAAGAUGAAGAGGAAGAAGAAGAGGAGGAAAUAGGGUCAUAUGGGUGUAAAGACAUGUUGAUGUUAGGCGCAUGCGGGCCUGGUAGUCGCAGAACGAGGAGAAGUGAGAGUGGAGGAAGAUGGUUUCUAGGGAAAGUAUUGAACCCACGAGCCAAGUGGGUUCAGGAAUGGAACCGUGUCUUCCUAUUGGUCUGCGCAGCAGGACUCUUCGUCGACCCACUCUUCUUCUACGCACUCUCCAUAAGCGACACCUGCAUGUGCCUCUUCGUAGAUGGAUGGUUCGCCAUAACCGUCACUGUACUUCGUUGCAUGACCGACGCCUUACACGUCUGGAACAUGUGGCUUCAGUUCAAAAUGGCCAAAUUACGUCACUCCUCUUCCUCUCACUACAACAACAUCACCGGAGAAUAUGAUGACGUAGGACGAGGAGGAGAAGGAGAUGCAGAAGACAGCCUUCCGCACCGCUCCUCCACCACCACCACCACCACCACCGCCACCGCCACCGCUCCCGCUCGUUCUAUAGCAUUCCGAUACCUCAAGGCCAAGAAAGGUUUCUUCUUCGAUCUCUUCGUUAUUCUCCCUUUACCCCAGGUUGUGCUAUGGAUAGCGAUUCCUUCACUGCUAGAGAGAGGAUCAACGACGUUUGUGAUGACGGUGUUGUUGAUAAUAUUUCUAUUUCAAUACCUUCCUAAGAUUUGGCACUCCGUCUGCCUCUUACGUCGAAUGCAGAGCCUUUCUGGUUAUAUCUUCGGCACUGUUUGGUGGAGCAUUGCCCUCAACCUCAUGGCCUACUUCGUUGCAUCCCAUGCGGCCGGUGCAUGUUGGUAUUUGCUAGGCCUCCAAAGAGCUUCCAAGUGCCUGAAAGAACAAUGCAAUAUCACUCCGGGCUGUGGAUUGAGGACAUUAGCAUGUGAAAAACCCAUCUACUAUGGAACCGGCAUGGUGAGAGACCAUCAGAGAUUGGCUUGGGGAGAGAACAAACAUGUUAGGUCUACGUGCAUUGAGAACGCUGAUAAUUUUGACUAUGGAGCUUACAAAUGGACUGUCCAAUUGGUCACAAAUGACAGUCGUUUGGAGAAAAUACUUUUUCCCAUCUUCUGGGGCCUAAUGACCCUCAGUACAUUUGGAAACCUGGAGAGCACAACUGAAUGGCUGGAAGUUCUUUUCAACAUCAUCAUCCUAACAAGUGGCCUCCUUCUAGUGACCAUGUUGAUUGGAAAUAUCAAGGUUUUCUUACAUGCAACGACAUCAAAGAAGCAAGCAAUGCAAAUGAAGAUGAGGAAUGUAGAGUGGUGGAUGAAGCGGAGACGCUUGCCACAGGGAUUCCGGCAGAGGGUACGUCAAUAUGAGCGACAAUGCUGGGCGGCGAUGCGAGGAGUUGAUGAAUGUGAAAUGAUCCGAAACCUCCCUGAGGGUCUAAGGAGGGACAUCAAAUAUCAUCUCUGUCUUGACCUAGUGCGGCAGGUACCGUUAUUUCAACAUAUGGAUGAAUUGGUCCUAGAGAACAUAUGUGACCGUGUGAAGUCCCUCAUAUUCCCUAAGGGAGAAACGAUAACGAGAGAAGGUGAUCCAGUUCGAAGAAUGAUAUUUGUUGUCAGGGGACAUCUACAAAGCAGCCAAGUUCUAAGAGAUGGCGUGAAGAGUUGUUGCAUGCUAGGGCCGGGCAAUUUCAGUGGAGAUGAAUUGCUUUCAUGGUGCCUCAGAAGACCAUUUGUGGAACGUCUACCUCCUUCAUCAUCCACAUUAGUUACACUUGAGACAACAGAAGCAUUUGGACUUGAAGCUGAAGAUGUGAAAUAUGUGACACAACAUUUCCGAUACACAUUUGUUAAUGAGAAAGUGAGGAGAAGCGCAAGGUACUACUCUCCUGGAUGGAGAACUUGGGCAGCUGUGGCUAUUCAAUUAGCUUGGAGAAGGUACAGACACAGGUUAACACUUACGUCCUUAUCGUUUAUACGCCCAAGAAGGCCUCUAUCACGUUGUUCUUCCUUAGGGGAAGACAGACUUCGGCUUUAUACCGCUUUGUUGACAUCACCAAAACCCAACCAAGAUGAUUUCUCCUUCUGAGGUAUUCCAAUUACACUGGA